AGAGGUAAGAGAAAAAAAAAAUUCCAAGCCAUCCAGGGCUUGAGGCCCGAGGGUGAGGGGGUCUAAUCCAUUUCAUUCUAACUGGUGAAGAGGGGAGGACAACUUCUGCAUAGAAUACCAGUCAGUCCAGCAAUCUCUGGCUCAAUGCCCUCAGCAGUCACCUCCACUCUGCUUCUCUCUUCAAACCUCAGAUCCCUCUCUAAACCAAGCUUUUGCAUUGCACCUUCAACAUGCCCAAAAAGCUUCCACAGUCUCACUUCUCCGCUGCUAAAGCCUCUCAUCUUGAAAUGCAGCAGUAACUCGGAGGAGAAAGAAACAAGCAACGACUUGAAGGAUGCCCUUUCUGGUAUUGUUGGCAAGCAGGUUGAGGAGCUCUUGAACAGAGAAGAGAAUAAGGGCUUGCUUGAUGGAUUGGAGAAGGCCUCUCAGCGAGUAGAGAUGGCUAAGAGACAACUUGUGGAGAUUGAAAAGCAAGAACUUGAAGCUCAAUUAUUGGGAAAUUACAUUAACCAACUAGAAGCCAGGGCGUCUGAGAUUGCAGAGUGUCAGCAGGAGAUCUCACAAGCACGAGCCAUGGUUGAAGAAGCAGAACUCUCUCUUUCACUUAAUGCAGAUAAUGUAGAAGAUAGAGAUGCUUUCAGGAGCAAAGAUGGUGAAGGAAUUGAUAAUGAUAAAGAGAGAUUGGAGUCCAUAAAAGCAGCUUUGAUAUCUGCAGUUGUUGGCACCCUUGCUGGGCUGCCCAUCUCCUUGACCCAAGUUUCAAGCCGUACUCAGCUGCCGCUCCCUUUAUCAGCCACUUUUAUCAGCUGUGCAUUGUUUGGGGUAACCUUUCGAUAUGCAGUUAGGAGAGAUUUGGACAAUUUCCAGCUAAAGACCGGGACAUCUGCAGCUUUUGGUUUUGUGAAAGGUCUUGGUACAUUGGUUGGAGGGUCACCUCUGGAACUGGACCCUGGAAGCUUCUUGUCGUAUGCUUUUGAUGGUGCAGUGUAUGUGUCUCAGAAUCUUAUCAUCUUUUUAUUUGCUGCUGUUGGCUUGGAUUUGUGCUUUAAAAUGAGAAUUUUAAGUCCUUUUCCCAUGAAAAGAUCAGCCCCAAAUACAAAUACAAGGGUUUGAUGCAGUCUUAGUUCUUCAUCGUCACUGGACAAAGUGCAACCAGGAUAUACUCUUUUAAAGAUCGUUAUCUUAAUUUAAUGUACUUGUAGUAAACUGCUUAACAUAGUGGGUGCUAAAGCGUAUGGUAAACCGGAUCAACAGUUAUGUAAUUGGUUUAAAAUUCAGCCACUCUUGAGAAAGAUCAAUUCAAAAUCGUUCAAUUUAAAUUGAUUUGGUAGUGCCUUCAAAAUUCA
Messenger RNA from Theobroma cacao (cacao), 1346 nucleotides. RefSeq names its product homer protein. The record is from RefSeq and is a predicted model, not a curated record. NCBI's taxonomy places the organism in Eukaryota, Viridiplantae, Streptophyta, Magnoliopsida, Malvales, Malvaceae.